Hippopotamus amphibius kiboko is the source of this 1275-nucleotide messenger RNA. RefSeq lists its product as uncharacterized. The transcript is spliced from 6 exons. Lineage: Eukaryota; Metazoa; Chordata; Mammalia; Artiodactyla; Hippopotamidae. The record is from RefSeq and is a predicted model, not a curated record. The coding region runs from base 1 to 1275 and encodes 424 amino acids.
AUGACAGACUUGAUCAGCUGCCAGGGUGAGGAGGAACCGGUCACAAAAGCCACCACCGGGAAAACAAGUUCGCUCCGCCGGGUCCAGGGAGCCGAGAGUCAGCUGUGCGGCGGCUGCGACAUCAGCACCCACUGCCCUCGCCCGGGCGGUGAGGACCCCAGCCCCGGGCGGCCCCUGACCUCCCCCACCCCUGCGGAGACCGAGGCGCUACCGCUCGAGCCGCCCUUCCCCCAUCGCGAAGCCAGCGGGAACCCCCGCCCCGGCGGUCUGAGGUCCCCGAGCCACCGCCUCCGUAUACCAGGCAGCCACAGCAGGAGCUCUCUGGGGGUUGCAGUCCUUGAGGGGGCCUCUGUGUGCCUCAGCCGCGGAGCCGGGACUAGGACUCCCACAGUACCGCGCGCCUGCCCCGCCUCCUCGCUGGUGGCUCCCCCCACCCAGCCAGACUACGUUUCCCGACAGCCCUCGCGGCUCUGCGGCUCUGCCGCCCUCCCUGCCGAGACACCUGCCGAACUGGGCGUCAGGUCGGGGAGGCGUUCUGGUGCCUGCUCGCCGCUGCCCCGCCAGCAGCGACUGCCCCGCCAGCAGCGACUCUCCCGCCUCUCCAGUCGCGCUGGUGGCAGGAGCUGCACAGACCACUGUGCUCGGCUGUGGAGUUGCGGUGCGCGACACACCGAGCCCCCGUCACCCCCAGUCCGGGCGACCCCUCCCGGGUCAGCCCUCGUCCAGAGCCGCCCCGGGCCCCCAACGGCCGGCGCCCGCACUCCCGCGCCCCACCCUGAACCCGGACUCCGGCUCCUGCGCCGCUUUCCACCCAGAGGAAUUGUGAAGGACAGCAUAUUCGAUACAAGACAUGCAACGAUCAUGACUGCCCUCCAGAUGCGGAGGACUUCAGAGGCCGGCAGUGUUCAGCCUACAAUGAUGUCCAGGAUGAGGGGCGUUAUAGUGAGUGGCUUCCGCAGUACAACGAUCCUGCUGCCCCCUGCGCGCCGAAGUGUCACGCAUGGGGACAAAACUUGCUCGUGGAGCUGGCGCCCAAGGUCCUGGAUGGAACUUGUUGCAAUGCUGACUCCUUGGACAUGUGUAUCAGCGGCAUCUCUCAGGCAGUGGACUGCGGCCCGCGCCUGGGGAGCAAUGCCAAGGAAGACAGCUGUGGUGUCUGUGCUGGUAGUGGCACCACCUGCAGGCUGGGGCGGGGACAGCCACAGACACAGGCUUCUCCUGAAAAAAGUAGGUUUUAAACCCGAUUCCGUCACCCUAAAACAACAUGUGCUGUAG